Messenger RNA from Amblyraja radiata (thorny skate), 1045 nucleotides. It is a transcript of the gene srek1ip1, whose product is annotated as SREK1-interacting protein 1. NCBI's taxonomy places the organism in Eukaryota, Metazoa, Chordata, Chondrichthyes, Rajiformes, Rajidae. The transcript has 5 exons. Bases 114 to 578 code for a protein of 154 amino acids. The record is from RefSeq and is a predicted model, not a curated record. Gene Ontology annotation, molecular function: nucleic acid binding; zinc ion binding.
UUAGCAGUUAUCAGAGAUGGAGGAAAUCUGGCUGUUGGGAAGAUAUUCAAAGACGCACCAGGAAGAGGAAGCCGAUUGGUGAGUGCGCACUCGGUUAUGAAUGGACGUUUCCAAUGGCUUUUUCAGGCCCAAAUAAAGACAGUAUCCGAGCAGGAUGCAAGAAGUGUGGAUAUCCCGGCCAUCUAACUUUUGAAUGUCGAAAUUUUGUCCGUGUGGAUCCUCAAAAAGACAUUGUUCUAGAUGUCAGUAGUACCAGCAGUGAAGACUCUGAGGAGGAAGAGGAACUUCAGCAGCUGCAAGAUAUUAUUAACAAAAAGGAAUCAAAACCAGAUGAUGAAAAGAAAGACCAUUACAAGAAGAAAAGGAAAGAUAAGAGAGAUGAAUGCAGAAAAAGAUCUCGUUCAUCCAGUGAAGACAGAAGUGAGAAAAGGAGCAAGAAACACACUGUUCUUAAGAGGAAAAAGAAAACGAACAAAAGAAAGCACAAGCAUCACCAAAAAGUGAAAAAGAAAAAAGACCGUACUUCUCCUUCAUCAUCUUCAUCAGAAAGUUCUAGUUCCUCUUCAAAUGGUGAUUAAUGCUGUACACUGUUGGAGUCCCAAAUCGAUGCUGGGAAGCACUUUGUUUUAAAUGCUUUCCGUCAUAGAGAAAAAGGCUCCUGUUUUCAUGAAUACUUCUUUCUUUAUUAGAGAUGUUGGCAGAUUGUCUAAAUGCGUGAUCAAUAUAUAUUUUACUUCAUUGGAAAUUUUGUUUGUAAUUUGCUUUUUAUGCUGAAUUUUACAUGGACAGUUCUUAAUAUCAUUUGUUGAAAAUUCAAAUGGCUGUUACCAAUGAAGCAUUAUCAAGAUAGCAUUUGUGUCUUUUGAUACCUCAAGAUCAAUAUUUGAUUAAUUACACAAAUUACCUGAAACACUCAAACCAAUAUGACAUAAACAUUUAGUGAUAUUUCAAUAUUUAUAUGGAUUUUUUUUUACAGCUUUCCAAUACAAUCAAUAUAGUUACCGGAUUUAUCUGUGUAUAUAGAAAUAUAUGAAACCUUUCUUUA